Messenger RNA from Suhomyces tanzawaensis NRRL Y-17324, 1124 nucleotides. RefSeq lists its product as uncharacterized. The record is from RefSeq and is a predicted model, not a curated record. The transcript has 2 exons. The coding region runs from base 224 to 793 and encodes 189 amino acids. Lineage: Eukaryota; Fungi; Ascomycota; Pichiomycetes; Serinales; Debaryomycetaceae.
CCCAUGCUGCCUGCGCUGCCAAUGCCAGCUCCACCCCGUCCCCGACAGUGCUGGGUGCCGCUUUUUGCGGCGGACCGGGGAUCUCGUCUCCCGGUCCAAACAAAUAAACAAUUGCAUUGUGGUACCACGGAGCUGCGCCUGCGUUUUCUGGCCAAACCCCUGCGACUAUUUAUACCAGGGGAUAGCCGCAAAAAUAGCCCACUUUUAGUCAUUUAUCUUCACCAUGGGUAUCAAGGAUAGGGUAAAGAGAGCCUCCAAGAUUUUUUCCUCCGAGUCCAAGGAGUCGUUGGCCAAGGACAUAGACACCAAGGAAGCCGCAGCUGACACCAAGGCCCAAGAGCCAGCUGCCGGUGCCGCUGAAGUCGCUGCUGACGAGCCAGUUGCCACCGAAACUGCUGGAGUUGAAGAGCCAGUUCUUGCCACCGAAGGCGCUGCUGAGGCUGCCACUGCUGAGCCAGUCGCUGCUCCGGAAGUUGCUGCUGAAGAGCCAGUUGCCGCUGCGCCAGUCACUGGCGAGGUUGAGCCUACUGUGGAACCAGUUGAGGCAGUUGAGGCAGUCGAGCCAGUCGAGCCAGUCGAGCCAGUUGAGCCAGUUGAGCCAACUGUUGAAGGCGUUGACGCCAAGAAGGCUGAAGUCAAGGACGUUGCCCCAGCCACCGAAGAGGCCGACCCAUUGAGCAAGGAAGGCGAAACCGCCAAGGCCGCCGUCGAAGACUCGUCUGCUAAGACCGACAAGGCUGCGAAGAAGAACGAUAUCUUCAAGAGAAUUUUGGUAAUGUCAGAACCGGAUUGAGUGUAGAGGGCGUUUGGCGAUGGUUGCCAAUUUCGAGACCGUUGUCGCGAUGGCGGCGUAUGUCGUCUAGCAGGAAUGCGGCACAUGAAUCCGCGUCUGCAGGCCGUACGUCUGGCAGCAGAAGCGAAUUUGCAUGUGUGGCGUGCGCCAGCAUGGCCAGUACGAUGCCUGAGCUGGCAGUUGGACUGGACGGAACGGCUGCUGUUGCGGGAGAUGCCGGGCCCGGGCGUUCCAUUGUGGGCCAAGCCAAGAUAACGGGAGUGGUGGGCACGGGACAGGGGCGAUUGGCCAGAAAGAGGUGGCGUGGGGUUGUGUCACGGGUCCGAAACAC